CGUGAUUUGACGUCACAUAUUUGAAAUUCAACAUGGCGGACAAAAGUCAACCUAGUUAUUGAACAGAUUGAAGGCAGGUUUUGAGAAGGGUGCUACAUUUAUUGCAUUUAGAUACAACAGCAACACAUUCCCUGGCACAAGGUCAGGAAGCAAGAAUGGCAACUCUUACAGACUUUCUGCCAAAUGUCACGACACAGGACACCAAAAAGCGACAGCAGUGCUAUGAGACACUUUCUCGCUAUCUGAGUGACCCUCGGAGUUCGCUAGAGUGUGAUGAUAACGAUGCAUUUAUGACUGGGCUGGCAGCAUGGGUCACCUGCAGCAACUUCAAGAUAUCUAUGAAUGGUCUGGAGAUCCUCAGUCUAAUUAUUGAUCGUAUGGGAGAGGAUUUCAGGAACUAUGUCACCACAGUUCUUCCAGCUAUAGUAGAUCGCCUAGGAGAUUCUAAAGAUCAGGUGCGAGAGCUAGCUCAGCAGGUCCUUCUUAAGUUGAUGAUGCCAGCUUCAAAUCCACAGUAUGUAUUUGAAAGGAUGAUGAACACAUUCACACACAAACUGUGGCAUGUGAGAGAGGGCGUGCUACUAUGCCUGCAGCAGACAAUAAACAGAUAUGGAGCUAGGUGCCUGACGCUGUCCAAAAUAGUCCCCUCCAUCUGCAAGCUGUUAGAGGACCCCACUCCGCAGGUUCGUGAAGAGGCUGUGAACACAUUGGCUGAAAUAUACCGACAUGUUGGGGAGAAAGUGCGCACAGAUCUUAGCAAGAAAGGAAUAUCCCAACAAAGAUUGACCCAGGUGUUUGCCAAGUUUGACGAGGUAAAAAUGUCAGGCAACAUGCUGGCCACUGCAGACUUAGGCCCUGGACGGGUUGAGCGUGCGGAGGACGAGAUGGACUUUGCGCGCCCCAGUUCCACAAAGGUGCUGAAGAGCAAGCGAGCGCCUAGCUCGGCCAGUUCAGUUACUUCCACAGGGUCUCUGGGUAGGAAUAGCGGUGUGGCACUCACUAAGUCUGCAUCCACAACAGCUUCCCGACUGUCAUUUCGGAGGAAAUCAACCGAGGCAGCAGGGUCCACUGCGGGAGCUGUGGAUGAGGAUUUCUUUGUGAGAUCCUUUGAGGAUGUAAAUAAAGUACAGAUUUUCUCAGCGCGAGACAUGACAGACCAGCUGAACAAAUGCAGGGACCAGCUUGCAGACACCAAUGUUGCUUGGGAGAAACGGGUUGAGGCUCUGAAGACCGUGCGAGGUGUAGUGAUAGCGGGUGGAGCUGAAUAUGAUGAUUUCUACCCUUUCCUGCGCGUUCUGGAGCCAUGUUUUAUGAACUGUAUAAAGGACCUUCGGUCUCAAGUCGUGCGGGAAGCUUGUAUCUCUGUUGCGUACUACGCCCAGAGGUUGGCAAACAAGUUUGACCACAGCGCCGAGACGCUGUUACCUGUGCUCAUCAAUCUCAUUCCAAACAGUGCCAAGGUGAUGUCCACUUCGGGUUUGACAUGCAUCAGGUUCAUACUACAGCAUACAUUUGCAUCACGCCUCAUUCCUAUCAUUACCACCAACCAGACAUCAAAGGCCAGUAUCAUUAGAAGAGUCUGCUUUGAGUUCAUGAACCAGGUGCUUCACACCUGGCCUACACACAUCCUAGAGAAGCACAUCGCCAUCUUGCAGGAGGCCAUCAAGAAAGGCAUCAGUGAUGCAGACUCAGAGGCAAGAUCGUUUGCACGCAAGUCAUUCUGGGGUUUUGCUGAGCAUUUCAAGGACCAGGCUGACGCUCUGUUGAAUCACCUUGACCCUGCUAAACAGAAGGCCCUGCAGGGGGAGCUCAGCAAUUCCUCGAGCAGUAAUUCUAUAAAUAGCGGGGGUGAGAAGGCGCCCAUGACGGCCGGGAGAGUGCGGGUGCGAUCAGCUAGUCAGGACCGAGGAUACGAGUCUAGCACCCUAGGGCGAGUGGGCUCCAAAAGCAGCCAUCAGAGGUUCCGGUCAGUGCAUAGUGAUACUGGAGGGGACCUCGAUAAUGAGGACAUUGAUGGCAACAUUGAAGCAGAUUUAGAAACAUUUAAUGAUCAUUCAAUGGGUACCCAGAGCAACGGAAUGCUGCGCUCAAAUAGCGCUGUUGAUAUUGCUCAUGGUGCGAGCUCGUCGGCCGGCAACGCUAGAAGGCGGUCAUCGUCGACUCUCCUAGCGUCGCGGCUCACUAACGGAUCCACUCAGUCAUUACCAAGACAGAAAUCGCGAUAUGACCAUGUCGUAUCAUCAUAUUCACAAAGUCGUGUUUCACCUCAUGUUGACAACAGCAAUCGAACUAGAACCAACCUUAGAACGUCCCAAUCUCAGCCCAGCAGUCGUUCAAGCUCCCCGACCCCCCGGGGCAGCUACCUGACCCACACUACAGGUCACGCCGCCCCGCUAACACCUGGGAGACCCCGCAAAUCCUCCACCUUGUCCAACCCUCGCAGUCAGGGCACUAGCAGGGAGACCAGUCCCUCUAGGACGUCAGUGAAGAGCUCUGGAUACGGUCGUGAGCGUAGAACAAGCGGCAGUAGCAGUACUACUGCGAGUGCAAAGCCUGGGGUCACUGGAGUCACCGUGGUGAAGACACUGAAGCCAGGCCAAGAUGUGGAGGACCUUCUGGCAGAUGCUCUGCGUGUUCCAAUGCGUAAGCGUUACGAGAGCUAUGACUCAGAUGAGAAUGCCAGUGAGACGUCAAGUGUUUGUUCAGAGAGGUCGUUCAGUUCCUACAGCAAAACUUCUGAGCCUAGAACAAAGGAUAUGGGUGAAAUUCUAACUUUGUUACAAAGCAGUUCCUACCAAGAUAGAAAGGAAGGAGUCAUCAGCCUGACAAAAUUGUUACGGCAAAAUAGAACAUUGACGCGGAUAGAAUUGAAAAAAGCCACCGAAAUAUUUACUAGAAUGUUCCAUGAUCCCCAUAGUAAAGUGUUCAGUUUAUUCCUGGAUAUGUUGCAAGACCUCAUCACAGGGCACAGUCGAGACAUGACUGACUGGUUGUAUGUAUUGUUGUCACGGUUACUCAACAAGCUGGGAGCAGACAUCCUUGGUUCCCUGCAAGCCAAAGUACAGCGAGCUCUAGAUGCCACCAGAGAAUGCUUCCCAUGUGAUCUGCAGUUCAACAUUUUGACGAGAUUCAUCAUAGACCAGACCCAGUCACCCAGUCUGAAGACCCAUGGACUGGCAAAAGGAUCUGUGAAGCUGGCUAUGUUGAACUACCUGAACUCACUUGUGCCAUGCAUGGACCCGUCCGACUUCACAAACUCAAGCGACACACGAUUGGUUGUCUCUCGUGUGAUCACAUGGACUAACGAGCCCAAGAAUACCGACGUGCGUAAGGCGGCCCAGUCUGUGCUCAUCUGCCUUUUCAACCUGAACCCACCAGAGUUCUCCAUGCUUCUUUCUGGACUGCCAAAAGCUUUCCAGGAUGGCGCGACUAAGAUCCUGCAGAUGCACCUAAAGGGAGGUGUGGGGCACGAGCCUGACGUGCUGACCCCCAGGAACACGGCCAGCCCCCAGACCACUGGCCAGAACAGGAGCAGACCCCCCUCCAGAGGGCCAUAUGGGCGCGACGAAGCAGACACAGAGAACAUGAAUCCUGAAGACAUUUAUAACUCAUUUAAAAAGACCACCGCAGAAAUACAAAAUCUCAGUUUUAAUAGUAAAUUGGACAAUUUUGACGAAGUGAAAAAGCGCAAGGACUUCACAUCACAGGAUAGUGGCAUUCAGGACCUAAGGAACGACAGUCCCGAUGCUGGGGAGACCAAGAAGACUCAGGCGUACAACCCGUCACACUAUCAGGAAGAGAACAUGAUCAAUGGCUACAACAGAUCCAACCAGGCAGAAGCAUUCUUUGCAGAGAAUGAUAUAGCAUUCAAUGAAGACGCUUGCCGGUCCCUGCUGGGCUUGAAAAUCAAUAGUUAUGGAAAUCUGGAUCAAGAGGAACUGAUCACCGAAAUUCUCCGUGAGCUUUCCAACCACAACGAGAGACAUGAGGAACGGAAGAGCACAAUGCUGUCCUUGAUCAAGCUGACUCGAGAAAACACGUUUGAGCUCUGGAACGACCAUUUCAAGAGCGUCCUCCUUAUCUUGCUGGAAACACUCGGUGAUGAUGAUCUUCAGGUGCGGUCCCUCGCACUGCGUGUGCUGAGAGAGAUAGUGCGUAACCAGGCCCCUCGCUUCAAGGAUUAUGCAGAGCUCACCAUGCUGCGAAUACUGGAUGCACACAAGGACCCGGCAAAAGACGUGGUGCGUGCUGCGGAGGAGUGUGCAGCUACGCUGGCAACCUUCAUCCCAGCACCCCAGAGCAUCCGUAUACUGGUGCCCAUCAUCCAGUCAGCCGGCAUGCCCAUCAACCAGGCCGCCAUCAAGAUGCAGACCCGCGUCGUUGAGCAGAUGUCUGCCAAGGACCUUGAGCCUCUGCUGCCAGAGAUCAUACCUGGCCUGCUCAAGGGCUAUGAUGAUAGUGAGAGCAGUGUGCGCAAGGCCAGUGUGUUCUGUCUGGUGGCCGUCUACAUGGUGGUGGGGGAACACCUGAGGAACUACCUAUCAGAUCUGAAUGGAAGCAAGAUUAAAUUGUUGAAUUUGUACAUCAAGCGAGCCCAGGCACAGAAGGACAGUGGCAAGGUCUUAUCUCCACACCUGUCAGACACCUCGUGAUAGCUAACCAAUCAUAGCCUUGAUAACAAAUUUGUACUUGAGAACUCGCCAAUCAAAAUUGGUGUUACAUUCUGACAAUUGUAGACUAAUGCAUUGUGCGAUAUUAUGUGAUAUGGGUAUUAGAAUAUUUAUGGUAGCAUUUGCUUAUUGGCUUUAGGGUAGAAGGAUUUUGAUGUGAAAAAAAGAGAUGAUUUACGGAAAAAAUAUCUCGUCUACUGCAUAGGUUGAAUGCACAAUCCUAGUUUGGCAGUAAACAGUAUGUUGAAAAAAUCACUGAGAUUAAUUAAAAGUAUGUUAGAACCCUGUGUAUCAAUUUGGUACGUUUAAAGGUCAAUUAUUGUAAAUGUCUAAAGUAUAUGGCGUAUGUAUUUUGUAUUGGCAGUUUAUAAACGUUUGUGCAGUUUAGUAUACAUUUUGACUUCUAAACAACACUUUCUUUGAAGUUUAAAAAAGGAUGUCCAUUCCAUAUAAUUAAAACUGUUUCUUCAUCAUUCAAAUAACUUUAUUAUUAUUUAAAUUUGCAUUAAUUUUUAAAAGCUUUUUUUAAUUUAAUACAAUUAUAUUGUAUAAAAUGACGUUGUUGUGCUUUUCCAGUACAAUGCAUAUUGAUUCAUGUUGCAUUUAGUGUGUUGCGCUAUAUCUGGACCUGUACAGAGGUAUAUCUGUAGAUAGCACAUGUAUUUUUCACUCAUUUAGUUUGCCAUUCUUGUGAUCCUUUCAGCAUAAUCAGUCAUCUGUAUUUCUCCCACUGUGGUUGUAUCUUGGGAUUUAAUAAUUGUGAUUGAUCUUAUUUUUUUGUACUGGUUGAACAACCCAGUGCAAAUGUUUGGCAGUUCUCCAAAGGUCUUGUUUAGCUGCCUCACAUCCACUCUCCAUUGCUGUUUCACAGUCCACUGUCCCGUUAAGCUUUGCCCAGUGUCUCUACAAAAAAUGUGUUCAAAAAUAUAAUGGCGGAAUUCAUCAUAAAAUACCAGUAAAGUGUGUAUUUGCAUCAUGUAUACAAAGUGUAAAAGGAUAUGAGCCCAGUAUCAGAUGCUGUGCCUAUGUAGCUUUGCACAUACAGUCAGCAGAGCAAUGUAAUAUCUAAUAAUCAAUGUUGAUGUAUGUCUGAAAAAGUGUUUUUUAAUAAAGAUUGCUGUUCUUGCUAUGGCUUCACAAAUCUAUCAUAGGUACAAUACCUUGCAUGUACAUGAAGGGCUUGAAAGCUGGUGAAGCAAUCGGAUUAUCAAAUAAUUAAAUGAUGAUAUUGUUUGCUCCUUUUACCUAAAUGUCAACAUUUUGAUAAAGUGUUUGGUUCACCAGUAUUUAUCGUAGUUUGCAUGUUGUGUAAAAAAAAGAUCAGUUCCUAUUUUCAUAAAUGUAUCGAUGAAAUUUCCACAGUUUUAGUAUCAUCUUCCUAUCAAUUUUUAACGGUGUAUAUAUUCUAGACUUUUAGCUCAAUAUUAAUCUGUUUUAAACUAAUGUUUGUUUAUAUAAACUCAAUAAAUAUGUAAUUGGUACUGUAAUUUAUUGUGGCAGAAAAUACAGAAUAUCAGACAUUCUAUGUACAUAUGCAUUGUUGUAAUCCAUCAUCUCAUUCAGCUGUGUACUGAAAAGUGAGGAUAAGGUAUGGUUUUACUCUUGAUGAACAUAAAAAAUAGGUUAACACUUUACCACUUUGAUACGUAUUUUGAUGCAUUUGUAGUCCCUUAGAAAGUUGAAUUUAAUUUUAGACCUUUCUUACAAGAUUCAAGUUUUCAAGGCUUUAUUUCCAACCCUUAGAUACUGAUGAGCAGCAAACAGCAUAAAACCUGAACAGACUGCGAGUUACUCGCAGGCUGUUCUGGUUUUAUGCUGCUUGCACGUAGCCAUUUUAACUUUGCUUCUGAGUGGAUAAGGGUUAAAAUUUUGUAAUUGGAUCUAGAAUAAUGCAAUUCAUUGUCAGUGUUGUUCCUGAGCUAGCUUCAGUACAUUUCCCAACCUCUUCUGAUGCAGUGUCUAAAUCCGCCCCUAUCUUCAUUUCCACCUCAUCCAGCAUUAAUAAAUAGGAGACUUAGGUUUGGUGGUUUUAAUCAAUACAUUACCAGUAUAUAAUGUGUAACACAAUUUUCAGCUUCAAUAUAAUAUUAUUUUUUCUAUAGUAAAUAGUCGCCAUUUUUUUAGCUCGACUGUAGUGGAGCUAUGCUACUCACCCCGGCGUCAGCGUUUCCAUUUCCGUGCCGUUUGCGUUAGCGUGCAAAUGUUAAAGUUUGCGUACUACCCUGAAUAUUUCCUGUGUUCCUUGACAUAUUGCUUUCAUAUUUUGCAUACUUGUUUACCAUCAUGACCCCAACCUACAAACAAGAGCAGACAACUGUAUCAAGCAUUUUGACAGAAUUAUGGCCCCAUUUAUACUUAGAAUAUGCAUAUUAUUGAUAAAUCUAUGUUAAAGUUUGCGUACUACCCCAAAUAUUUCCUGUGUCCCUUGACAUAUUGCUUUCAUAUUUUGCAUACUUAUUUACCAACAUGACCCCAACCUAUAAACAAGAGCAGACAACUGUAUCAAGCAUUUUGACAGAAUUAUGGCCCCUUUUAUACUUAGAUAAUUGAACAUUUUGCUGAAAUUGCAAUAACUUCUUUAUUUAUGAUCAGAUUUUAUCAAUACUUUGACAAAACAACACUUACCUGAAUACCACAAUGGAUUCCACCCAAACAAAACUCCACGCCCCAACCCAGAAUCCCUGCCCCCACCCCCCAAAUUUUUUUUUUCCUUUAUUUUUAUUUUUGAAAGAUUGUCUAAUAAAUUAUUGAAUAUGACCAAUUUCCUCAUGAUGUCUUACGUUUUACUAUCAAGCACUCGAAUAGUCGAGCGCCCUGUCCUCUGACAGUUCUUGUUGAAAGAUCGUCUUAUAAAUGACCACACCCCACAUUUUACCCCCUCUCAACCAAGCCCCCUCCAAAAAAAAUAAAUUUUUUUUUUCCUUUUUUUAUUUUUAAAAGAUCGUCUAAAAAAUUAUUGAAUAUGAACAAUUUCCCCAUGAUGGCUUACGUUAUAUUGUCAAGCACUCAAUAAGUGGAGCGCGCUGUCCUCUGACAGCUCUUGUUCAUAUAACACCAGCAAAUGCAUUUUGAACCCAACUUGAUUCGUUUCAAUUUUUGUGCCAAUGGGUUGUCCACUUUUUUUUAGCUCACCUUGGCACAACGUGCUCAUGGUGAGCUUUUGUGAUCGCUUUUUGUGCGUCGUCCGUCAUCAACAUUUUGCCUUGUGAACACUCUAGAGGCCACAUUUAUUGUCUGAUCUUCAUGAAAUUUGGUCAGAACAUUUGUCCCAUUGAUACCUCGACUGAGUUCGAUGCUGGGUCAAAAACUAGGUCACUAGGUAAGAAAAAAAGAAAAACCUUGUGAACACUGUAGAAGUCACAUUUGAUGCCCAAUCUUCAUGUAACUUUGUCAAAAUGUUUGUCUAAAUGAUAUGUUGGUUGAGUUGAAAAAUGGUUCCGGUCCGUUGAAAAACAUGGCCGCCAGGGGGCGGGGCAGUAUUCCUUAUAUGGCUAUAGAGAAACCUUGUGAACACUCUAAAAAGUCACAAUUUUUGCCCAAUCAUCAUGAAACUUGGUCAAAACAUUGGUUUCAUUGAUAUCUCAGACGAGUUCGAAAAUGGUCCAGAUAGGUGAAAAAACACUCUAGAGGCCACAUUUAUUGUCCUAUCUUUAUGAAACUUGGUCAGAAGAUUCACCCCAAUAAUAUCUUGGACGAGUUCAAAAAUGAUGCUGGGGGCAUUUUUCCUUAUAUGGCUAUAGUAAAACCUUUUAAAUACUCUAGAGGCCACAUUUAUUUUCCGAUCUUCAUGAAACUUGGUCAGAAGAUUUUGUCCUAAUGAUAUCUUGGAUGAGUUCGAAAAUGGUUACGGUUGCUUAAAAAACAUGGCCACCAGGGGGCGGGGCAUUUUUCCUAAUAUGGAUAUAUAUCGUGCUUUAGUGAAACUUUGUUAACACUCUAGAGGCCACAUUUAUUGUCCAAUCAUCAUGAAACUUGGUCAGAUGAUUUGUCCCAAUGAUAUCUUGGAUGAGUUCGAAAAUGGUUCCGGUUGGUGGGAAAACAUGGCCGCCAAGGGGGCGUGGCAUUUUUCCUUAUAUAGCUAUAGUUAAACCUUGUUAACACUCUAGAAGCCAUAUUUAUUGUACGAUCAUCAUGAAACUUUGUCAGAAGAUUUGUCCCAAUGAUAUUUUGGACAAGUUAGAAAGUGGUUCCAGUUUCUUGAAAAACAUGGCCACCAGAGGGCGGGGCAUUUUUUCCUUAUAAGGACUUAUGAAUCUUCAUGAAACUUUGUCAGUAUAUUUGUUUUAAUGAUAUCUUGGAUGUGUAUGGAAAUGGUUCUGGUCUGUUGAAAAACGUGGCUGCCAGGGUGUUCACUAGUCAUGAAAGUUGGUAAGAACAUUUUGUUCUAAUGACAUCUUGGGCUGCACAGAACAGGUUAGUUCCUUUGAAUCUCAGGUGAGCGACUUUGGGCCUUUCAGGCCCUCUUGUUUUAAAGUGUAAAAAUUCAUUUUAAAUGUGGCGGAUUUAGACAAUGCUCCAGUGAAAGGUGUUAGAGAUGCAAGCACAUUAAAGUCCACCAAAUAUAUUUCAUGAACGAUUAUUACUUUAAAUCCAACUCUUUGUAUUGGAUGGUUUCCAAGUGUUUAAUAUUUAUGCUAUUAAAAAAUGGAACACGUCACUAGUUUUAAUAGUAUUAUCGUUCUGAUGCUUGAAAGUUACAUUCUUGUUUUGAAAUGAAAGGGUCAUUUAGUAGUGACGCUGCUACUCGCCCUGAAAAGUAACCAAAUACUUACUCAUGCCAUAAAAUGAUUUUUUUCAAUACUCGGAAUAAUGCAUUAAGUACUGUGAAGCUUGACUUCAGUGGAUAACAUGAUUAUAAUAAAACUAGUUUGUGAAAAUAAUUACAUUUAUCUACUGAACAAGUACUAUUACACUCAUGUUGUCUUCAGACAUGCCCAUAAAUAUUGCUUUAUUUGUGAAAAAUAACAAUCUAUUUUGUAUCUUUGUUGCAAGCAAGAGUUUACUGCUGUGCUUGAUUCUGGCUACAGAUCUGUGUGGUGUGGUGUUGUAGAUUGAUACACAGGCCAUACUGACAGGGUGGUGACGAAGUGUUUGAUGUUUAGCUGUUACACGUUCAGUUUUUAGCUCACUUGAGCACAAUGUGCUCAUGGUGAGCUUUUGUGAUCGCUUUUUGUCCGUCGUGCGUCAUCCGUCGUCAACAUUUUGCCUUGUGAACACUCUAGAGGCCACAUUUAUUGUCUAAUCUUUAUGAAAUUUGGUCAGAACAUUUGUCCCAUUGAUACCUCGACUGAGUUUGAAACUGGGUCAUGCUGGAUCAAAAACUAGGUAAAAAAAAAGGAAACCUUGUGAACACUGUAGAAGUCACAUUUGAUGCCCAAUCUUCAUGUAACUUUGUCAAAAUGUUUGUCUAAAUGAUAUGUUGGUUGAGUUAAAAAAUGGUUCCGGUCUGUUGAAAAACAUGGCCGCCAGGGGGCCGGGCAGUAUUCCUUAUAUGGCUAUAGAGAAACCUUGUGAACACUCUAGAAGUCACAAUUUUUGUCCAAUCAUCAUGAAACUUGGUUUAAACAUUAGGUUCAUUGAUAUCUCAGACGAGUUCAAAAAUGGCCCAGAUCGGUGAAAAAACAUGGCCGCCAGGGGGUGGGGCAGUUUUCCUUAUAUGGCUUAAGUAAAACCUUGUUAACACUCUAGAGGCCACAUUUAUUGUCCAAUCUUCAUGAAAUUUGGUCGGAAGAUUGGUCUCAAUUAUAUCUUGGAUGAGUUUGAAAAUGGUUAUGUUUGCUUGAAAAACAUGGCUGCCAAGGGGCGGGGCAUUUUUCCUUAUAUGGCUAUAUAUGGCUAUAUUAAAACCCUGUGAACACUCUAGAGGCCACAUUUAUUGUCCAAUCUUCAUGAAAUUUGGUCAGAAGAUUGGUCUCAAUGAUAUCUUGAAUGAGUUUGAAAAACAUGGCUGCCAAGGGGCGGGGCAUUUUUCCUUAUAUGGCUAUAGUAAAAUCUUGUUAAUACUCUAGAGGCCACAUUUAUUGUCCGAUCUUCAUGAAACUUGGUCAGAAGAUUCACCCCAAUAAUAUCUUGGACACGUUCAAAAAUGAUGCUGGUUGGUUGAAAAACAUGGCUGCCAGGGGGGCAGGGCAUUUUUCCUUAUAUGGCGUUAGUAAAACCUUGUUAACACUCUAGAGGCCACAUUUAUUUUCUGAUCUUCAUGAAACUUGGUCAGAAGAUUUGUCCUAAUGAUAUUUUGGAUGAGUUCGAAAAUGGUUUCGGUUGCUUAAAAAACAUGGCCACCAGGGGGCGGGGCAUUUUUCCUAAUAUGGCUGUAUAUCAUGCUUUAGUAAACCCUUGUUAACACUCUAGAGGCCACAUUUAUUGUCCGAUCAUCAUGAAACUUGGUCAGAUGAUCUGUCCCAAUGAUAUCUUGGAUGAGUUCGAAAAUGGUUCUGGUUGGUUGAAAAACAUUGCCGCCAAGGGGUCGUGGCAUUUUCAUUAUAUAGCUAUAGUUAAACCUUGUUAACACUCCAGAAGCCAUAUUUAUUGUACGAUCAUCAUGAAACUUUGUCAGAAGAUUUGUCCCAAUGAUAUUUUGGACAAGUUCGAAAGUGGUUCCAGUUGCUUGAAAAACAUGGCCACCAGUGGGCGGGGCAUUUUUCCUUAUAAGGACUUAUGAAUCUUCAUGAAACUUUGUCAGUAUAUUUGUUUAAAUUAUAUCUUGGAUGUGUAUGAAAAUGGUUCUGGUCUGUUGAAAAACGUGGCUGCCAGGGUGUUCACUAGUCAUGAAGUUGGUAAGAACAUAUUGUUCUAAUGACAUCUUGGGCUGCACAGAACAGGUCAGUUCCGUUGAAUCUCAGGUGAGCAACUUUGGGCCUUUCAGGCCCUCUUGUUUAAUCAUGUUAGAUAUUGUAUGCAAUGGUAUGUUAUUGCUAAUGCUUCAUGUUUGUACAACUAAGUUUAAUAUAUUGUGGAAAACUAUUUUGUUUUCUUUGGCAAACACAUUCAGUUGAAAUUUAAACAUUUGUAACAAAAUAAAACAGUUGAAAACAUGA
Messenger RNA from Dreissena polymorpha, 11707 nucleotides. RefSeq names its product CLIP-associating protein 1-like. The transcript is spliced from 42 exons. Lineage: Eukaryota; Metazoa; Mollusca; Bivalvia; Myida; Dreissenidae. The record is from RefSeq and is a predicted model, not a curated record. Bases 156 to 4652 code for a protein of 1498 amino acids. Gene Ontology annotation, cellular component: mitotic spindle; cytoplasmic microtubule; spindle microtubule. Gene Ontology annotation, molecular function: microtubule binding. Gene Ontology annotation, biological process: mitotic spindle assembly.